AUGGCCUUCAGUGAGAAGGUCGAUCCCGAGCUGAUCUUCACGAAACAAGAGAAGAUCGGCAAGGGUUCCUUCGGUGAGGUGUUCAAAGGUGUUGACAAUAGAACACAACAAGUGGUUGCCAUCAAAAUAAUUGACCUCGAAGAAGCCGAAGAUGAAAUUGAAGAUAUUCAACAGGAGAUCAUGGUGCUGUCACAGUGCGAUAGCCCGUACGUCACCAAAUAUUAUGGAUCUUACUUGAAGGGAACAAAAUUAUGGAUUAUUAUGGAGUAUCUUGGCGGGGGGUCAGCCCUAGACCUUAUGAAGGCAGGCAACUUCGAAGAGAUGCACAUCGCAGUGAUCUUGCGAGAAGUACUACGUGGCCUCGACUACCUGCACUCAGAGAGGAAGCUGCACAGGGAUAUAAAGGCAGCCAAUGUCCUCCUGAGUGAAAUGGGAGACGUCAAACUAGCAGAUUUCGGGGUCGCCGGGCAAUUAACAAACACGACGAGCAAACGUAACACAUUUGUCGGUACGCCAUUCUGGAUGGCGCCAGAAGUUAUCAAGCAAUCGUGCUACGACAGCAAAGCUGACAUAUGGUCACUCGGUAUAACCGCUAUAGAGUUGGCUAAAGGCGAACCACCUAAUUCCGAACUUCACCCUAUGAGAGUUCUAUUUCUUAUACCCAAAAACAACCCUCCACAGCUGACCGGCAGUUAUUCGAAGCCUUUCAAAGAGUUCGUCGAGGCGUGCCUGAAUAAGGAUCCCGAAAAUAGGCCAACAGCGAAGGAGUUGUUAAAGUUUCAAUUCAUCAGAAAGGCCAAAAAGAAUUCGUAUUUAAUGGAUCUUAUAGAUAGGUAUAAGAAAUGGAAAGCGCAGAGGAGCGAGGAGAGCGAAACGGAAUCGGAAAAUUCAGAUUCAGAGGAAUGCAGUCGUGGUGAUAGUGAGGCGGACGAGCCGUGGAUCAUGACGGUGCGUGGCGGAGCGGGCGCGCGGGCGUCGCAGCUGCCGGUGUCACUGCACGCGCACAUGGCUGAGGACAAACGUCGCACCCUGCAUGAUGAUGCCGUGAUCCCAUCGCCUACGUCGCCGGUGUCGAAGCAGAACGGCUCGCUAACCCGCGACGACUCGCCCGCCGACAACCACAAGCCCGCGCCUCUAAAUAACAACACCACAGACAAACCACAGAGACAAUCCCCGAUAGUGUCGACGCCGGUAGAGCAGCGGAGCAAGGAGCGCGACCGCGACCGCGACCGCGACGACCGGAAAGAUAGGGAGCCUUCAAAUAGAGACAGCGUAGUCUAUAAUAAUAAAGCUUCAUCGCCGUUAGACCACAGAGGGGCGAACAAUGAAGAGAACAAAAUGAGACGGCACGCGUAUCUGCAGCAACUCAUCUACCCGCUACUAAAUGAGCUGUCGCGCAAGCACGGCGCGGGCAGCGCGGCCGCCAUAGAGGAGCUGCGGCGCGCCUUCGACGCGGCCGAGCGCUCCGCGCCGCACCUCACGCGCGCCUUCGUACAGCAGGUGGUGCAGAGGGUGGCCACGCAGUCGCACCAGGCGUCGCCGCACAACUCGCAGCACUGGAUGAGGGACCUA
This is a messenger RNA of Brenthis ino (lesser marbled fritillary), 1572 nucleotides long. The record is from the annotation of a GenBank genome assembly. NCBI's taxonomy places the organism in Eukaryota, Metazoa, Arthropoda, Insecta, Lepidoptera, Nymphalidae.